GAUGGUAAAAAUAAAUAAAAAAAUUUAAAAUAAAAUUAAAGAAAAUUUAAAUGAAAUCAAUGAAAAUGUUAUAUUGUAUAGUAAAUUAAGUGAAAAUGCAAUUCGAUUUACAACAGACAUUUUUUCAAAGCUUGGGGGACUACUACGAAAAUGGAAAAAUUCGAAUUAAAACAAAAAGUCGAAGAACCAAAAAAAUCCGAACAAAAUUUUUACAAAACACCAGAACCAAAUAAACCGAAAAUCAACAAAGAUAUUGUAGUUAAGCAGUCAGCUCAGGUCGCGGGAGCUAGCCGAAAUCACCUUAAUAAUCAGCAUUCUUCGGGAAAGAAAUAUGAUGAAGUUCAACGUACGAAUGACCCAACAAUAAAUACCUUUCAUAGCGUUGCUCAACCGAAUGAAGAUCAAAGUGAGGGAUAUUGUAAGAGACUGCACAACAAUCGCAAGCAAACGGGCUCAAUAUGUGGAGGCCUCUUGUUGAUGUUAGUAUCAGGUCUCCACAUUGGAUGGGGAAUAUGGAGAACCCACGGUUGGUCAACACACUCUGCCAAUAUGAGUCUACUCAUCUUUUCAAUUAUGACUUGGCCGAUAUUUGCGAUUUGUGGAAGUUUGAUUGGAUCCGCCCUGAUCAUUGUACUAAGGAAAGAUAUAAUUUACUACAUAACAGCUGGAACAAUGGCGGUCGCUAACGUGAUAUACAUAAUUUGGUACAACCAUUACGCAGCCAUAGUUUGUGGUCGGAUACUGACAAGUCUGGCGCAUGGGACACUUUUUAUUACCUUGGUCACCCAGGCCGGUGAAAAUGGCUCGAGAGGUGUGAGAGCAACGAUAUUCUCUACAAUAAACUGCAUCCAGUACGCAGCCAUUUUCAUGUCCGUGCAAAUUAAUGCUAUUCUAGCCGGUGAUUUCUCAUCGGAACGUAUAAUUGGUGGCUUGGCUUUGGCUUUUGUACUGGCCUCAGUCAUUUGCACAAUAACUCUCAAUAUUGAGACCGUGCCACAUUUGCUUUGGAAGAAUGAACGACUCAUUGCGAUGGACAAUAUGAAACGGCUUCGUGACGUCACAAUCGAAAGUCCGCAAAUGACACGCGAAAUGGCUGAAAUGGAGACAAUGGUACUGCAAGAUAAGCAAGACAAUCGAAAUGUGUUCGUCGACGGUAAUGUGAAGCCGCUUUUGCUGAUACUAAUCAUUCGAUUGAUGGCUGCACUGACGAACAACUUCUUACUGAACAUUAUCUUAAUUGGUUCGUGCGAGUUAAUUCUAAACGAACCAGAAUAUGCUUCUUCGAUGAUUAUCGCCGCACGGCUAGCCAUGUCUGUCGUGCAAAUAUUUUAUGCGGACGUUGUACCGAGGAAAAUUCAAAUUUUUGUCUCAGCAGCAUUAGCUGGAGUGUUAUUAAUAGGACUAGGAGUGAUCCUAAAUGUCGUCACCAUUACCUCAUCGAUAAACUAUUUCGUUCCCUCGUUGUUUGCGAUGCACUUUCAAGUCUUGUGUGGAUUGGGAAUUGAACAAAUGGCAAACGUGUACCUAUCAGAGGCAUUUUCGACUGCUAAAAAACCGUGGUCAUUGUCAUUCGUUGUGGGAAUCGAGCACGUAUUUCAUUUAUUCAUGAUUGGGAUGGCUUUCACAUCGGUAUCGUCAGCCGGACUGUAUGCAUUGUUGUUUGUUUCCGGGGGAUUUCUCAUCUUCAUGGGUGCAGUAUUAAUGUUUUUAUUACCAGAGACGAAGGGAAUGACUUUGAAGGAAGCAAGGGACGCGUUUCGGAAAAAUGAGAUUUUCAAUCUAUUCUAAGUGUUUCUGGAUCAUUUGUUACGGCAAUGUAAUUUGUUUGAUUGAUUAAAUUUCUC
Molecule: messenger RNA, 1844 nt
Organism: Bradysia coprophila
Lineage: Eukaryota; Metazoa; Arthropoda; Insecta; Diptera; Sciaridae
Biological process (GO): transmembrane transport
Cellular component (GO): membrane
Molecular function (GO): transmembrane transporter activity
Source: RefSeq, a predicted model, not a curated record